CUUUCCUUUUUUUUUUUCCCUUUCCAUUGUUUAAUUAGUUUUCCACCAUAUUUCUCUAAUUGGGCUUUAUUCGAACAGCAUUGCAAGGCCAACUCCCAUAUUUUCUGGGUAUUAGGAGCUCUGUUUCUAGUUGUGGUGGAUCGCAAUCGGGAGUUGACUUAGCAGUGAAGGAAAAUAUCGUAGCUCAUCUUUGACUUAAAUGGCUUUUGAUCACAAAGGAAGAGUUGUUGUGAUUAUGGGCGUUAGUGGCGCUGGCAAAUCUUGUGUUUAAAAUUGAUUUUUUUUCUAAGGCCGAAGUGGAAUUAGUUUUGGGGAUCCAUUUGAAAUUUGUUUCUGCGGUAACAUAGAAAGAGGAUGUAUGGAAUUAGUACAUUAAAGGGGAGGAAGACAGACUCUUGUUAAUUAUUCAUGGGUACGUGCGAUCAUCCAAAUAACAACAACAUAGUCAUUGCUGAGCACGACCCUUCAAGAUACUCUUUUGAUAUUGCCUGAUAGGCAUCUCUCGCACAAUAGGUGACAUGUUGGCCAAAGUUUUGAACUGUAGCUUUCUUGAUGCUGAUGAUUUCCACCCACUAUCAAAUAAAGAAAAGAUGAGCCAAGGUAUUCCCCUCUCAGAUGAGGAUCGUAUUCCAUGGCUAGAAACGCUACGGGGUGUUCUAAAAGAUAAGUUAGACAACGGAAAAACUGUGAUACUUGGGUGUUCUUCACUGCAGAAACAUUACAGAGAAAUUCUAAGAUCCGCUGAUGCUGAUUAUGUGCAUGGGAGCUAUGCUAGUACUGUGCAGUUUGUUCUUUUGGAUGCCAAGGCCGAUGUUCUUGCCGCUCGGCUCGAGAAACGAGCUGCAGAAGGGAAGCAUUUCAUGCCGGCCACACUUCUGCAAUCACAACUAGAGUCGCUUCACAUAGAUGAAGGUGAGGGGAUAUUUAAAGUUGAUGCCACCUUAAGCCCUUUAAUCAUUGUAAGCAAAAUACAAACAUUUUUGUUCUCUGAUUUUGAACAAGCCACUGGGAAUAGGGAUUGUUAAAGCAAUUUAUGAUUUCUCGAAUUGCAAUCGCUUCAGUGUUUUAUCAAAUGUAAUGUAUUUGAGUAGUAAUAAUCCAUUGUAUUUAUGUUCAAAGAAGACCAUCUUAACGUUGAGGAAGAUCAAACCCUAUACAGGUGAAAGGUUCCCUCUCCAUUCACAAUACUUGUAAAAACAUUGAAUCUCAACUAUUAGUAAGCUCACAAUUUUCUCGAUA
This is a messenger RNA of Gossypium raimondii (Peruvian cotton), 1239 nucleotides long. RefSeq names its product gluconokinase. Gene Ontology annotation, cellular component: cytoplasm. Gene Ontology annotation, molecular function: gluconokinase activity. Bases 519 to 1025 code for a protein of 168 amino acids. The record is from RefSeq and is a predicted model, not a curated record. Lineage: Eukaryota; Viridiplantae; Streptophyta; Magnoliopsida; Malvales; Malvaceae. The transcript has 6 exons.